This is a messenger RNA of Notodromas monacha, 2747 nucleotides long. Lineage: Eukaryota; Metazoa; Arthropoda; Ostracoda; Podocopida; Cyprididae. The record is from the annotation of a GenBank genome assembly.
UUUUUUUGGCAGCAUGGGGAAUCCUUGCUUAAUUUGAAAGGGCGAAUUGGCGGGGAUGGUGACCUGUCACCACGUGGACAGCACUACGCCCAGGCCCUGUCUGACUACAUCAAGUCGCAGAACAUUCCCAAUUUGCGCGUCUGGACAUCGUGGCUGAAACGCACAAUUCAGACAGCCUCAACCAUUGAUGCCCCUCAGGAACGCUGGAAGGCUCUCAAUGAGAUUGAUGCUGGCAUCUGCGAGGAGAUGACUUAUGAGGAGAUCCAGGAGCUGCAUCCCGAGGAGUUCGCCGCGCGGGACGAGGACAAAUUCCACUAUCGUUAUCCACGUGGCGAGUCCUACGAGGAUCUGGUCGGGCGUCUGGAACCAGUCAUCAUGGAAUUGGAACGACAGGAGAACGUGCUUGUCAUUGGACACCAAGCCGUUUUGCGCUGUUUGCUUGCAUACUUCCUGGAAAAAAGCGCAGAUGAGCUGCCCUACAUCAAGGUGCCUUUGCACACUGUCAUCAAGCUGAGUCCCGUCGCCUACGGUUGCCGCCUCGAGUUCAUCCCGCUCAACAUCGACGCCGUGGACACGCAUCGCGCCAAGCCUAUCGUAAGUCCUGUCGAACUCACGUCCAACGACGCUCGGGACGCCGUUCGCGACGGCGUGUCCGGAACGCUGGAAGAUCGGUUCCGCGGGUUAUUGGCUCGCGGCAACACUGAUGAGGACGACCCCGACGACGACCGAGACGAUGAUGGUGACGGUGAUGACGACGACUCGUCGGUGUUCGCGAAUGACGACGAUGGCGGCGCCGAAGGCGUCAUCGUGGCGUCCGUGGCGGACGCCACGACGACGACGACGACGAAUGAGACCCGACUCCUCGCGCAAACGGGGCGAAGCAGGAGCACAGAGGAGGCGUUGGAAACGGUGCCGCUUCAUUUCUGAAUUCUGAGACACACACACAAAAAAAAGGAGAAAAGAAAAUCAGUUUCUCUCUCAUCCGUACUUUCAUCCCUCCCUUAUCCCCCGGACGGACGAUAUCGAGCCAACGUGUCCAGCGGAACAUCCCUCCGGCAGGACAGAAAAUGAGUCGUCUCGUCGUAGUGGUUCCAUAUAUAUAUAUAUUUUGUUAUCCCGGAUUUUAAAAAAAAUACUGUAGUCAAAAAGGAGCGAGAUUAAAAAAAAAAAACAAGACCGCAGUAGAAAAAGAGCGUUGCAGACCUUUUUUUGUGGUUAUUUUUGUGUUCCUAAUGAGCGUUGACCCGUUUUCCGAAGCGCCUUCUCGCAAACUCCGUCAUCGUCGUUGCUGUUCAACUCUUCUGCUUGUGCUGCUGAUGGACAAUUAUGUUUACAUAAUUGUCCGUGUCCUACCUUUUUUAUAAAGCAAGUGCACAAAAGAGCGGGUGCACAAAAGAGCGGGCGCACAAAGGAGCGAAUGCACAAAGUAGCGACUACACAAAAGAGCGAGUGCUCACGUAGAUGAUAUUAAACAUAAUCAAGUUAAUCUCAAAUAACCAGACCUGAAAAAAUAUGCUUGAUUUGAUCUGCAGAAGGGAAAAUGAUCCAUCUCAUGCCUAAUAAACUCAACCUGUCCUAAUGAACAUGGCCUCCCCUUUCUAAGAAUAUCCUGAUUUACCUGACAUGCCCUAUUCAAGCCCAAUGUAACAUGUCAUCUUUAGCUUGGCCAACUUUAUCUCAGCCCAAAAUGAGCAAAAUAUAUUUUCUUAAUUUGACUUGACAUGUCCUGCGCCAAGGUAGCCCUACCUAACAUGAACCUGACAAGUAAACUUAACUUGUCCUAAUUAAUCUGACCAACCUGCACUAGGUAACCCUCAUGUACUUGUCCUGAUCAGGAACCUGGCCUGCCUAAUGCAAGCCUAACCUGAUUCAAACAGGCGAAUCUAUUAAUAUCCUGCCCUGCCUUACAUGCAGAACUAACCUGAUCUGAGGCAAAUAUGUGAGGAUAAGUUGUCUUAAAUUCUUGGCCCAAGCCUAAUAAAUAUUAAUGUAAUCUAUUGUGAUUUGCUUGACCUACUUCAUGCAAACAUGAAAUAAAUUUCCCUAAUUAAUCUGGCUUAAAAUUUGUAAGCCUAACCUUAUACCUAACUUAAUUCAAAUGAUAAAUCCUAAUCUGCUGUUGACCCUGCAUGUAAAGUAGGACACCAUGGCUUGUGCCUUAUUGUAGCCUAAUUUUGACCUAUUCUAAGUCAUUCUUGCAUGUUCUGCAUAAACCAAAAUUCAGCUAUAAUGUAAAUCUUAUGACUUUGGAGACUUGCUCUUUUGUUCAUUUGUUCUUGUGAGAUUUUUUGUGGUUGCACUGUGUUGAGCCUUGCUUUUUUGAUGUGCUACACUUGAUUCAUUUUCCAUGCCAUCAAUUUCUUAACUGUCUUCGUCUUCUCGUCCUUACUUUCGUCGGUGCUUUGAAGAAGAAAUGCCCGAUUGAAAUAAGAAAAUGUCCCAAUUUGACAAAUAUGAUGGGAGUAGGCGAUUUAUUGUUCCCUUUUGAGCAUUGCUUUUUGUCGCUUAUUUUUGAGUCACUGAUGCUUGAAAUAAUUUCCAUUACUGGAAAUUUCAGUUCAUGCUAGUUUUGUGUGUGUUUUCUUCGGUUCUUUUGUUUUUAAGGAAUGGGAUUUAUUGUUUAUUCAUUCAUUUUUGGGAUUGAGGAGCUUGUGUGAUAUCAGAGCUUGACAAGACGUUUGCAUUCAAGUUAUCAAGAGAUGGAUUUCCAAUGAUAAUACUCGUUCAACUUUUUUACUCGAGGGGCU